This is a messenger RNA of Closterium sp. NIES-65, 1485 nucleotides long. NCBI's taxonomy places the organism in Eukaryota, Viridiplantae, Streptophyta, Zygnematophyceae, Desmidiales, Closteriaceae. The record is from the annotation of a GenBank genome assembly.
AUGUUUGGGGAGGGGAGAAAGCUGGGCCUGAAUCACCUGAGAGAUGAGCAGAGGAAACAACAGAAGGAAGAAGGGAGGGGCCUAAUGAGUGAAAGGUGUCCCUUGGCGAACACGAACGUGUUUGCCUCGAACACGUCCGCGUUCGCCUUUCCAAGCAAGGUGUUCGCCUUUCCAAGCAAGGUGUUCGCCUUUCCAAGCAAGGUGUUCGCCUUUCCAAGCAAGGUGUUCGCCUUUCCAAGCAAGGUGUUCGCCUUUCCAAGCAAGGUGUUCGCCUUUCCAAGCAAGGUGUUCGCCUUUCCAAGCAAGGUGUUCGCCUUUCCAAGCAAGGUGUUCGCCUUUCCAAGCAAGGUGUUCGCCUUUCCAAGCAAGGUGUUCGCCUUUCCAAGCAAGGUGUUCGCCUUUCCAAGCAAGGUGUUCGCCUUUCCAAGCAAGGUGUUCGCCUUUCCAAGCAAGGUGUUCGCCUUUCCAAGCAAGGUGUUCGCCUUUCCAAGCAAGGUGUUCGCCUUUCCAAGCAAGGUGUUCGCCUUUCCAAGCAAGGUGUUCGCCUUUCCAAGCAAGGUGUUCGCCUUUCCAAGCAAGGUGUUCGCCUUUCCAAGCAAGGUGUUCGCCUUUCCAAGCAAGGUGUUCGCCUUUCCAAGCAAGGUGUUCGCCUUUCCAAGCAAGGUGUUCGCCUUUCCAAGCAAGGUGUUCGCCUUUCCAAGCAAGGUGUUCGCCUUUCCAAGCAAGGUGUUCGCCUUUCCAAGCAAGGUGUUCGCCUUUCCAAGCAAGGUGUUCGCCUUUCCAAGCAAGGUGUUCGCCUUUCCAAGCAAGGUGUUCGCCUUUCCAAGCAAGGUGUUCGCCUUUCCAAGCAAGGUGUUCGCCUUUCCAAGCAAGGUGUUCGCCUUUCCAAGCAAGGUGUUCGCCUUUCCAAGCAAGGUGUUCGCCUUUCCAAGCAAGGUGUUCGCCUUUCCAAGCAAGGUGUUCGCCUUUCCAAGCAAGGUGUUCGCCUUUCCAAGCAAGGUGUUCGCCUUUCCAAGCAAGGUGUUCGCCUUUCCAAGCAAGGUGUUCGCCUUUCCAAGCAAGGUGUUCGCCUUUCCAAGCAAGGUGUUCGCCUUUCCAAGCAAGGUGUUCGCCUUUCCAAGCAAGGUGUUCGCCUUUCCAAGCAAGGUGUUCGCCUUUCCAAGCAAGGUGUUCGCCUUUCCAAGCAAGGUGUUCGCCUUUCCAAGCAAGGUGUUCGCCUUUCCAAGCAAGGUGUUCGCCUUUCCAAGCAAGGUGUUCGCCUUUCCAAGCAAGGUGUUCGCCUUUCCAAGCAAGGUGUUCGCCUUUCCAAGCAAGGUGUUCGCCUUUCCAAGCAAGGUGUUCGCCUUUCCAAGCAAGGUGUUCGCCUUUCCAAGCAAGGUGUUCGCCUUUCCAAGCAAGGUGUUCGCCUUUCCAAGCAAGGUGUUCGCCUUUCCAAGCAAGGGUGUUCGCCUUUCCAAGCAAGUGACUGGGACGACCACCUCUUAG